GAGUUAUGAGGUGUAUCCAUUCCAGUUAAGAUUUUUGGGCCCAAAGAUGUGAUCUAGCAAAGGAAGACUACUAGUCUUCAUGUGGUGUCAUUGAGCAUUAUAUCUUAAGCAUAGUGUAUGCCAUCCAAAUGAAUAAACACCAAAUCUAACAAUGGAAGAAAUGCACUUUUCAACGCAGUGCUCUCACUCUGGGAUUUUUUCUCCUUGUUCUGAGGACCAGAGAAAAAGGUUCAGGCCCCAAGACCCAGACCUAGGCCCUGAGAAUUAGGAUAGCCUAAAUCCAGCAUUUUGUCUCCAAAUUGUCUACCCUCAAGGGAGCUGUCGGGCAGCAAAUAAUAGAAAUUAAAGGUGUGUGUGUGUUCUUUUGUGGUUUGGCUUUGCUGGUUGCAAAGUAUGGGUUAGUCCUUAGUCCUAAAGCAGCAGGAUGUGUCUAAGGGCAGCAACAGCGUUGUUUCCAGAAAGCAAAUCAGUUCCUGAUUUGAAAUUCAAAUGAGUUCUUGAUUUGAAAUUCAAAUCUUCCUUCAGUGGUUAUAAAGGUCCAAAUUUCUUGGGCAUUAACCUGUGCUAACCUUCCUAGAAAUCUGCGGUACCUGACUAAGCCCUUGCCGCAACUGGGAAUCCUCACUAAGACAAUCUUGUGGACCACCUUCUCCAUCAUUAUUCACAUCUCAGAACUAGGCCUUUGUUCUGAGAUACCCAGAAUCUUUCAGCCUGUCAACAUCAUUAUUUCUGAAAAUUUGCUGGGUUUUAAAGAACUAGGCUUCCCUUUCCAUCACUAUGAAGCUUUCAGCUACACCCCUGCUUCUUGGAGCCACUGUGGCAGUGGUCCUGUCCUCCUCCUUGGAGCGUGAAUACAUCCUCAUCCCUGAGCCCCAGACCUUCUCAAAUGCCUAUUGCCACUGCCGCCAACAUGGCACCACACUGGCUACGUUCCGAGAUGAGACAGAUUUGGAGCUUGCUGCCUCCCUAUGCUUCAAUUGCUCUGUCUGGAUUGGACUCUACCGUCAAUUCCUCUCUUGGGUCUGGAUUAAUAGCGACCCGUACAAGUUUCAGAAGUGGAGCCCCGGAACCAAAAGCUCAUACAACUGUGCGGUUAUGAAAAAUGGCUUGUGGUAUCAAGAGAACUGCCUUCAGAAAAAUCCUUUUGUGUGUUACAAAGGACCUACAGGUGCACUUCCACUUCUUCUCAUCCUGACAUUAGGCUGCUCUUCCAAACCUGGCCAGAUGACCUUAUCGACUCCCUCUCCAAAGUCUCCUAGGACAAGAUAUGUCACGGCAGCUCCUGGUGGAAAUGGGUUGCACUCUCCCCUUACAGUUCAGGAUCUCCCCUCGGCCUCUAGCAGCCCUGAACAAGAGACCAGCCAAAAAGAUCUACCGACUUUCCCCCCUACAGCUUUAACCAGAGUGCCACCUACAAGGGACCAAAUCCCCACGGUCAUCCAGGAGAAUUCCACCUGGUUUGAAGCUCUUGCUGCUUGCAAGGCCCGAGGUCAGAUUCUGGCAAGGAGAAUCGUGCUCCAACAGGGCUUGAAAGUUUGGUUGGGUUUGCAUCGCCAUGGGCUAUGGGGCUAUUGGGUUUGGGUUGAUGGGAGCCCUGUGCCAGAGGAGCCUCAGAGCUGGGGAGAAGGGGAACCAAAUGAUCCCAUAUGGGGAAACUGCGGGGCAGGAGUAGGCACUGGGGAUGGAGUGAUAUGGGAAGAUGAAUGUUGUGUGACAAAGCUAUAUUAUGUGUGUGAAUAGAGCUGCCCAGGACCAGGGUGACCAGAUGUCCUCCU
Messenger RNA from Sceloporus undulatus (fence lizard), 1775 nucleotides. RefSeq lists its product as uncharacterized. Lineage: Eukaryota; Metazoa; Chordata; Lepidosauria; Squamata; Phrynosomatidae. The record is from RefSeq and is a predicted model, not a curated record. The transcript is spliced from 5 exons. Bases 778 to 1740 code for a protein of 320 amino acids.